AUGGAUGACUACCUGCAGAGCUUCCCCAGCAUAGAAGAGGCGAAGAGAGUGUCGAGCGAAGUGAACCACGUACACAAGAAAGCUCGCUUCGAGCUGCGCGGCUGGGCUACGAACGAACCCGAGGUCAUCGGCAAGAAAGAGCGAGAGGGCGUCACCGUCUCUAUCGGCGGGAGCGAGAUAGAGAAAACACUCGGCCUACUGUGGGACACGCAAGAGGACUGCAUUCGUUUCAAACUCAAUACGAGACGAGCGCCGCCAGAAGUGAUCAAAGGUCAACGCCCCCCUACGAAAAGAGAGGCCCUCAGCAUCAUCAUGUCAAUAUUCGACCCGCUGGGCCUCAUCUCGCCAGUGACGACGCCCGCGAAGAGGAUCAUGCAAGACACGUGGCGCUACACUACGGCCUGGGACGAAGAAAUACCAGAAGAGCUGCGUGAACGCUGGGGAAAUUGGCUGCAACAUCUGCGCGACCUGGGUGACCUAUCGAUACCUAGAUGCUACGAUAUCGCGCCCGCGCCCAAGUACGAGCUACAUACCUUCGUCGAUGCGAGUGAAGAAGCCUACGCCGCCGCUGUAUACUGGCGCAUGACCCGAGCUGACGGCACAACGAAGGUCGCUCUAGCCGCCGCCAAGAGCAGAGUCACGCCCACGCGCCUCGUCUCGAUACCCAGACUUGAGCUCCAAGCGGCCGUCCUGGGCGUGCGACUCGCCGAGGCCGUCGGGAACGAGCACGACUUCGAGAUCGACAGUAGAACAUACUGGAGUGACGCGCGCACGGCCCUAGCAUGGAUACGCUCAGAACCCCGCACUUACAAGUCAUUCGUCGCGCACCGCCUGGCAGAAAUCGAAGAUUACACGAAAAAAGACGAAUGGCGAUGGGUACCGUCAGCACACAACGUGGCCGACGACGCGACACGCGCCGCGCCGAGCGACUUCGACACCCGACACAGAUGGUUCACCGGGCCGGCCUUCCUAUACGAACCGGAGGAGGCCUGGCCGCAAGAAAACAAGAUGAAAAUCGAGCCAACAGGGGAAGAAAAAGAAGUCUGCUGCUCCGUCGCGACGCCGAGAAAAAGCCGCGCGGCCGUGCCCGCCAUCGAAAACUUCUCGAAGUGGACAAGCCUAUUACGCACGGCCGCACGGGUGCUGCAGUUCAUCGACCUCUUGCGCGAACGACAAAAAAGUCGCGCUUCACUCGCGACACAGUGCAUCGCCGCGGCGCGAAGGAAAAGGACGCGCGCAAACAAGGACAGCGACAGCACCUGGGGAAAACGAGACAAGCGCGCUCCCGUCGUACCCAAGACGGUCGAGAAUAGCCGGAGGAGAAAAUACAUAAUACUAGAAGCCAGAUACCUACUCGCGGCCGAGAAGGUACUCGUGCGAACCUCGCAGGAAGAUAGCUAUGCAAGAGAGAGAAAGCGCAUAGCCGAAGGCCUCGCGCCGAACAAGGACGACCGGCUAGCCAAGCUGAGCGUGUAUCUCGACGAAGACGACAUCAUACGACAACGCGGCAGAAUAGCGGCCGCCGACGACAUAAGCGAAGACGCCGUGCACCCCAUAGUGCUGUGUGGUAAACAUCACUACACAUAUCUAUAUGUUUCCCACGUGCACGAACGGCUACACCACGGGGGCACCGAGACCGUCGUCAACGAGCUUCGCCAACGUGUAUACAUACCGAAGAUAAGACCUGCGGUGAAAAAGGUGAUCGCGCGUUGCCCCGAGUGUCGACUACGCAAGGCGAAGCCCGCCGGCCCGCCUACAGGGGACCUACCUGCUGCCCGGCUGGGGCAUCACCUGAGGCCCUUCACAUACACGGGGCUUGACUAUUUCGGCCCGCUUGAAGUGACCGUCGGCCGACACCGAGAGAAGAGAUAUGUCGCGCUGUUUACCUGUAUGACGUCAAGAGCCAUACAUCUAGAGGUGGCCGCCUCACUAACCACCGACUCGGCCAUCAACGCGCUGCGCCGGUUCAUCGCUCGCCGCGGCUGCCCCACGGAGCUGUGGAGCGACAACGGGACCGCUUUCAAGGGAGCGAACCGCGAGCUGACGGAGGCCAUGAGAGAGGCCGCCCACGCUCGCCGCAUCAACUGGCGUUUCCUACCCCCUCCUCACCCUUCAUGGCUGGUGUGUGGGAGAGAAUGGUGA
Leguminivora glycinivorella is the source of this 2142-nucleotide messenger RNA. RefSeq lists its product as uncharacterized. The record is from RefSeq and is a predicted model, not a curated record. NCBI's taxonomy places the organism in Eukaryota, Metazoa, Arthropoda, Insecta, Lepidoptera, Tortricidae. Gene Ontology annotation, molecular function: nucleic acid binding. Gene Ontology annotation, biological process: DNA integration. Bases 1 to 2142 code for a protein of 713 amino acids. The transcript has a single exon.